This is a messenger RNA of Drosophila santomea, 2833 nucleotides long. RefSeq names its product trichohyalin. The record is from RefSeq and is a predicted model, not a curated record. NCBI's taxonomy places the organism in Eukaryota, Metazoa, Arthropoda, Insecta, Diptera, Drosophilidae. Bases 126 to 2705 code for a protein of 859 amino acids. The transcript has a single exon.
AGAUCAACAUUUAAUCUCUGAGUCCUAGCUAAAGCUCUCAAGGUUUGGCGUAAAAAAAUAUAUAUAACGACAAAAUUUUAGUAGUAAAUGAAAACUAAGAGUGGUCCAAUCCGAUCCUAUCGCAAAUGCGCAAGAAGGCGUUGCAGGGGCACCGCUCCGCUGGCCGGGAAAACGAUCCACCACAGUUCAGAAGGCGGGGCUGUCAGGACUACCGCUCCCAACGGGCGGAGACGUAUCCCUCGAUCCCAACAGGAAAGCCACAUUGCGACCCCAACAAGAACGAGGCAACCACACGGUUAGCCAGCAACCUCGCGGCCGAUGGCAGUGGGCGACCCUUCGACAUGGUCAAAGACAACGUGCUGCUCGCUUGGCAGCAGAGUCCUCACAAGGACACGUUGGGCUUCUAUGGCGUAGGGUCGCCCACCCAUCAGCCCGAGUCGGUGGUGUUUAACCAGGUGGUUGCCGCCUGCUUGGUCAAGGUCAACGGUGGCGGCACUCAGCGGAGGGUCUCUAAGCGGGCUAAGAAGUCCUCCCCAAGGGACAUGCUGGCGGAAAAGAACCAUAUCCCUCAGACUUGCAAACCCUUUAUCUUGAACCGCCAGGCAUUGCAGUCGGAUCUACAGCAGAUUCCCCACGUUCAACAGCAGCUGGAUCCCCGAAAAGCAUUCGAGGUGUUAUACUGCACUGAUUCUUCUCAGGUUACUCGCGAUUCCACCAGAGUGGCACGCCAUCUGUACACUGGCAUUUCCAGGGAUCAAGUUUUCGACAUGGAGCCUGCGAGGCGAAAAGAUCCACGUGGUCUGCGUCGACGCCAUUGGUACUGCCCGCCGGAUUGCUUAGAGCCGCUCCAUGGGUGCACUCAGCACGAGUGGGCCAAGAACAAGUUGGAUCCUCACCCCCUAAACAAAGAGUUUCGGAAUUGUCCGCAAGAAAAAAAGGAGCACAAGAGUCCGGAACCAAUAAACUACGACCAGCUGUACAGUAGAAUCCUUAAGUGCUUUGAGCAAAAACAUUGUCCAGAUCCCCUUAGCGAGCCUUAUGAGAAAUGCUGCAAGCCAAAAAGGGUUCAAAUACCCAGAGGGGAUCUAGGUGAUCCAACAGGGGAAGAAAAGCGCGACACAGGAGAGGAAGGUAAAGAUAAAGUAACUGGAGUGCGAGACGAAGGAACCGUAGAUAAAGAAGAUGGCAAGGAUAAAACAAAAGUUACAAAUAAGAAAAGCAAUAAUGAUGGUAAUAGGAACAUAGAUAUAAAUACAGAAGAGUAUAUAUAUACUGAAAAGGAAAGAGACAAGGAUAUAGUUAACGAAAAUGCCAAAGAGAGGGAUAAAAAAAGGCAUCAAGAAACAGAUAAAAGGAAAGAAAAGGUGAAGAAGAACAAAAAAGAAAUAUAUAAAGAAAGGGAAAAGAAAAGAGGAAAAGAAAAUAAAACGGAAUGGGAAAGGGAAAGGGAAAGGGAAAAAGAAAAUGAAAGAGAAAAGAAAAAAGAAAAGGAGAGCGAAAGGGAAAUGGAAAAAGAAAGAGAAGUAAAAAGAGAACAAGAUAAGGAAAAGCGAAAGGAAAAAGAAGAAAAGAAAAAAAAAGAAAAGGAAAAAGAAAAAGAAAGGAAACGGGAAAGAGAACAGAGAGAACACGAGAAGGAAAAAGACAAAGAAAUAGAAAAGGAAAAACAACGUGAUAAAGAAAUGAUAAAGGAAAUAGAUAGAGAAAUAGAAAAUAGAAAACGAAGAGAAAAAGAAAGAGAGAAGGAAAAGGAUAUGAAAAGAGAACAUGAAAACGAAAGAGAAAUAGAAAAAGAAGAAGAAAAGGAAGAAAAAGCAAAGGAAACAGAAAAAGAAAUAGAAAAAGGAAAGGAAAAGGGAAAUAGAAAGGAAAAAGAAAAGGAAAAAGGGAAAGAGAAAGAGAAAGGAAAAGAAGUUAACAUAGAAUAUGAAAAAGAUGACCCUGAUAAGUAUAAAAAUCCAAACAAAAAAAAGAACAUUAAAAUAAGCGAAGACAUUAAAAACGAAGAAGAUAAAGUCUUAGAAAACAAGGAGGAGAAUAAUAAACCGAAACGUAAUGAGCCAGAAGAGCCCCCGCGAUUCUCCGAAAUGGAAAGACGUAAAACGCAACCGGAAAUCCCUUCGGAGGGGGAGCACGAAAGACCUAGCAAAAGAGGAACUUCGGUGGACGAAUACGAGUUUCCAGCUUUAGAAAUCGUCAAGAACGAGCCAGUGGUUCCGACUUGUAAGCUGAUGGUUCCGCCCAAAAGAAAAAAAGGGAACAGGGAGAAGAACGUUUGCAAGGAUACGCCCAAGAAAACCUGCCCACCUUGUCCACCGGCAGGUUGCCAGUGCGAGAUCUGUAACUUCAUGGAUCGCCCGUAUACCGAACGGGAGGCUCCCUUCAUGCGCGAAAUGAGGCGUGCGGAGCAGAGGCGCCAGCUACGUACCUACUACCGCCAAAUGUGCCAUCCGGAAUUGAUCCGCGAUCGACGUAGGCCGGAGUACCGGGCGCCCAACCACCAAUGCGAUCCGAUCUGCUGCUCAAACUUCUUGUGCCAAAAUCCCCGACUCGCCGAGCACUGCGAUUGCCUAGGAGCCGUGCAGGAGCUGCAGAAUCUUCUCUCCGACGCCAAGGACAACGAGGACCACAGCAGGCUGCUCCUGCGCGUCGAGAAUCUUCGGAAACAAGUCUGCCAGCGAAUGUGCGAUUGCAUUCUGGCGUGAACUGGAUCGGAGGGCAUUCGAGUUAUUGAAUGUACAUUUGUUGUUUUUGAGAAAGUACCAAUGUAUGUAUGUAAUAUGAGUAAUAUCUGAGUAUUUGUUUUAGGUUAAACCAGACAUGUAAAUUUAAU